AUGCAAAAUGUUGAUCACCAUGAGGUUUUGGCUGCUGAGCAGGAGGGGCUCAAACGCGGUCUCCGACUACGCCAUAUGGUCAUGAUUGCUGUCUCCGCUACCAUUGGUACCGGUCUCUUCUUGACAUCUGGCACAACCAUCGCAACAGCUGGCCCAGGAGGCGCUUUACUGGCAUAUGCGACUAUUGGCUUCUGGCUCGUGUUUGUAUGUCAAGCUAUCGGUGAAAUUGCAACGCUGCUUCCACUUCCUGGCGCCUUCAACGCCUGGGGCGGGCGUGUCUUUGAUGAAGCCUCAUCAUUCCAGAUGACUUGGAUGUACUUCAUCUACUGGGCCUUGACUAUUCCUGCAGAGCUUUCAGCCUCGGCUAUUAUUGUCGGUUUCUGGUUGCCUCAGGGCUCCACGUUUCCAACUUGGAUCGUUCCCUUAAUCAUCAUCAUUGUCAUGGUGUUGAUUAACCUAGCGGGCGUGAGAGCUUACGGCGAACUCGAGUACUGGUUCUCGAUCCUCAAAGUUAUUACAAUCAUCAUGUUCAUCAUCUGUGGCAUCUUGGUUGAUGCUGGUGUUCUUGGUAACGUCAAGUAUGGAAUGGAUGCUUGGCACAUUGAGGGAGCACCCUUCAAAGGAGGGUUCAUGGGCUUCAUCACGGCUUUAGUCUCUGUCGGCUUUGCCUACGGAGGUACUGAAAUGACUGGUGUCACAGCCGCAGAGUCUCGUAACCCCCACAAGCAUGUCCCGAAGGCUGUUAACACUGUGUUGAUCCGUAUUGCAUUCUUUUAUAUCGUUUCCAUUUUCUUGCUCGGGUCCAUUAUUCGUAACGACGAUCCUUCACUUCUUAAUUCCAAUUCAUCUGCUGCCAAGGCUCCGUUCACAAUCGUGUUUGCCAAGGCUGGUAUCAAUGCCGCAGCCAAUUACAUGAAUGCUGUGGUCUUCACAUCCGUAUUCUCAGCCAUCAACUCGGACUUUUAUGUGGCUACGAGGAUGUUGUUGUCUCUUUCUCGUAACGGUUGGGCCCAUAAGAUAAUCGGCUACACGAAUUCACGUGGCGUUCCUCUUUUGGCUGUAGCUGUUGUCACGGCCUGUUCAUGUUUGUCUCUAACUACCAUCUUUGUCGGUUCCGGAGUGGUCUUUCAAUGGUUCGUAGCCAUUAAUGGAUCCCUCAUCUUCCAAAUCUGGGUCUUUAUUUUGUUUCUCCAUUUUCGAUUUCGGUAUUGCUGGAAGAAACAGAGUCGAGCAGUCAAGGAUUUGCCCUAUGUCUCUUGGGGUUACCCUUACGGUUGCUGCUGUGUUAUUGCAAACUGUUAUUUGUCGGUGACAAGUGCACCACACCACCCAGGCGCAGGCGCUAGUGCAGAACAGAUGAAGGAAUAUCAUUCUGCUCGGGAAACUUAUGCCAAGGGGCUUUUGGGGGCUUGGUUCCCUUGGGUAGUCUCUCCAAUCCUGUUCUUCUCGUACAAGUUUGUGAGGAAGACCAAGCUGGUCAGAGCUGAGGAUGCAGAUCUGGAUACAGGCCGAUUUAUUCCUUCAGAAUCUGACAAAGAAGAUAUGAAGUCUUCUCGUUCCAUGUGGAAGAAGAUUGUUACAUAUUUUAUCUAG
Molecule: messenger RNA, 1593 nt
Organism: Lobosporangium transversale
Lineage: Eukaryota; Fungi; Mortierellomycota; Mortierellomycetes; Mortierellales; Mortierellaceae
Product: lysine-specific permease
Exons: 3
Coding region: 1-1593 (530 amino acids)
Biological process (GO): amino acid transmembrane transport
Cellular component (GO): membrane
Molecular function (GO): amino acid transmembrane transporter activity
Source: RefSeq, a predicted model, not a curated record